Molecule: messenger RNA, 672 nt
Organism: Gongylonema pulchrum
Lineage: Eukaryota; Metazoa; Nematoda; Chromadorea; Rhabditida; Gongylonematidae
Source: the annotation of a GenBank genome assembly
AUCUGUGAGCCGAAUGUGGCGGGUCCGAGUACUGCAAGCCAGACGUUGCAGUCCAGCGAUUCCACGCACGGCGAAGCAUCUACUGUGUCAGCGCAGGACAGCAAUGAGAAUUCGAAAUCAGUCGAGCUGGAAAAAGGGAAAAAAGUUGCCGCUGCUCAGAAGAGCGAUAAAGUUCCUUCGAGCAACGAACAGGUAAUGUCCAUAACCAGUGAUGCUACUUGCUCAGAAUGUAAUGAGGGCGAUACCAUUGCGGUUCCGAAUGAAGAACAGCCUGAAAAAGGCAAGGAAGAAGAUCCGUCCAACAGCGCUACCACAGACGAUACCAGUGCGGUUCCGAAUGAAGAGCAGCCUGAAAAAGGGAAGGAAGAAGAUCCGUCCAACAGCGCUAUCAGAGUGAAGGAAACUUCCGAAGCUCCUUGCAAGCAGAACUGCGAGAAGCCGGCCAAUGCUGCCACAAUUCAGGAUGACUGCCGGACAUCUGUUCUGAUCAAAAAGCAAAUGAGCGAGAUUGACAAAGAGAUCCAUCGUCGAGCGCAGAACAAAAAUAUCAAAAAGAUUGAUGAGGAAGAGCUGGCUCAGCUUUUGAGCAACGCUGAUAGUGAUUUCCCGUGCUCCUCAGCAGCGGCAGCUACAGUUCCUGCUAAGAGAGCAGAGCAGGUUGCUUGGCGAUAG